Molecule: messenger RNA, 1437 nt
Organism: Lodderomyces oxycetoniae
Lineage: Eukaryota; Fungi; Ascomycota; Pichiomycetes; Serinales; Debaryomycetaceae
Gene: SEC61
Product: translocon subunit
Exons: 1
Coding region: 1-1437 (478 amino acids)
Biological process (GO): SRP-dependent cotranslational protein targeting to membrane, translocation; post-translational protein targeting to membrane, translocation
Cellular component (GO): Sec61 translocon complex; membrane
Molecular function (GO): signal sequence receptor activity; ribosome binding; transmembrane protein transporter activity
Source: RefSeq, a predicted model, not a curated record
AUGAGUGGAUUUCGUGUAUUGGACUUGGUUAAGCCUUUCAGUUCGUUUUUGCCGCAGGUGAUAGCACCCGAACGCAAAGUCCAGUUCCAACAGCGAGUAAUGUGGACAAUCAUCACAUUGAUGAUUUUCUUGGUAAUGUCGGAAAUUCCACUUUACGGUAUAGCUUCGUCAGACUCUAGUGAUCCGUUAUUAUGGUUGAGAAUGAUGUUGGCCUCAAAUAGAGGUACACUAAUGGAAUUGGGUAUUUCGCCAAUUGUAUCUUCAGGAAUGUUGUUUCAAUUGUUACAGGGUACCAAGUUAAUACAUGUCGAUAUGCUGAAUAAGGAUGACCGUGAAACUUUUCAAGUUGCCCAGAAAUUGUUGGCAAUAUUGUUAGCUAUUGGGCAAGCUACUGUUUAUGUUUUGACCGGAAUGUAUGGGCCUCCCAAGUCACUUGGUGUUGGGCUUUGCCUUUUAUUGAUUUUGCAAUUGGUUUUCGCUAGUAUUAUUGUUAUCUUGUUGGAUGAAUUGUUACAAAAGGGGUACGGUUUAGGUAGCGGUGUUUCCUUGUUCACUGCUACAAAUACUUGUGAGCAAGUGUUUUGGAAAGCUUUUGCGCCAACUACUUCCACAUCAGCUAGAGGUACCGAAUUUGACGGUGCAGUUGUUUCUAUGUUUCAUUUGUUAGGAUCAAGGAAGGAUAAGAGAAGAGCUUUGAUUGAGUCCUUCUACAGACCAAACUUGCCAAACAUGUUUCAAUUACUAGCAACUAUUUUGGUAUUUUUCACUGUGGUUUAUUUGCAAGGAUUUAGAAUUGAGUUGCCCAUGAAGUCAACAAGACAAAGAGGUCCCUAUGGAUUAUACCCAAUUAGAUUGUUUUACACAUCAAACAUUCCUAUCAUGUUAGAAAGCGCCUUGGCUUCAAACAUCUUUAUUAUGUCUCAAUUGUUAUUUAUUAGAUGGCCAAAUAAUAUGCUUGUUAAGGUAUUGGGUACCUGGGAUGCAAGACCCGGGUCUGCGCAAUUAUAUGCCAACGGAGGAAUAGCUUACUACAUUCAGCCCCCAUUCAGUUGGACUGAAGCUUUAUUGGAUCCAAUUAAAACAACAGUUUACAUCAUCUUUGUAUUGGGUUCGUGUGCUGUUUUUUCUACAACCUGGAUUGAAAUUAGUGGUAGUUCACCAAGAGAAGUUGCCAAACAGUUCAAAGAACAAGGGUUAGUCAUUGCUGGUCAUAGAGACACCUCAGCUUACAAAGAAUUAAAGAAGAUUAUUCCUACUGCUGCUGCUUUUGGUGGUGCUACUAUUGGUGCCUUGUCUGUUGUUUGUGAUUUAAUGGGCACUUUGGGAAGCGGCACUGCUAUUUUAUUGGCUGUUACUACCAUUUAUGGAUAUUAUGAGUUGGCCGUUAAAGAAGGUGGUUUUAACAAGUCGUUGAUCACAAGUGGGUAUGCUGACUAA